AUGCAGAAGCAGCAUAAUCAAAAUUCUCAAAUGCCCUCUGGCGAAUCGGAAUCUCCGUUUUGUGUUCUAUGGAUGGCUCCUUUUCUUUCAGGAGGUGGGUAUAGCUCAGAAGCUUGGUCUUAUAUAUUAGCUUUAAGCAAUUACCUGAAAUCCCAUAAGAAUUCACGAUUUAGGUUGAGCAUUGAACAACAUGGGGAUCAAGAAAAUCUAGAAUUCUGGGAGGGUUUGCCAUUGAAAAUGAGAAAUUUGGCUAUUGAGCUUUACCAAUCUGAAUGCAGAUUGAAUCAGACGGUCGUGGUUUGUCACAGUGAGCCUGGUGCUUGGUAUCCUCCCCUUUUUGAUACUCUGCCGUGCCCACCAAUGGGCUAUGGUCAUUCUAAGGUUGUCAUUGGGAGGACCAUGUUUGAGACUGAUAGAGUGAACUCCGAGCACGUGGGGCGAUGUAAUGGGAUGGAUUUUGUUUGGGUUCCUACUGAGUUCCAUGUUAAUGCUUUUACGCGAAGUGGGGUCGAUCCAUUGAAGGUCAAGAAAAUUGUUCAGUCUGUUGAUUUGGAGUUUUUUGAUCCAUCCAAGUACAAGCCAUUGGACUUGUCCUCCAUAGGGACUCUGGUACUUGGAUCAGAUUUGACAGGAUUAAAAUUGGAAGAAAGGUUUGUUUUCUUGAGUGUGUUUAAAUGGGAGCAUAGGAAGGGAUGGGAUGUGUUAUUGAAGUCUUAUCUGAUGGAAUUUUCUGGAGUUGAUAAUGUUGCAUUGUAUUUGUUGACGAACCCUUAUCACUCAGAUAAAGAUUUUGGUAACAAAAUUAUUGAGUACGUGGAGGGCUCGGAUUUGGAGAAACCAACUAAUGGCUGGGCUCGUGUUUAUGUUAUAGAUGAACAUAUAGCACAGGUUGAUCUGCCUCGACUGUAUAAAGCAGCUGAUGCUUUUGUUCUUCCAUCUAGAGGGGAAGGAUGGGGUCGGCCCCUGGUUGAGGCAAUGGCAAUGUCAUUGCCAGUGAUUGCUACUAACUGGUCAGGGCCAACUGAGUAUUUGACCGAUGAGAAUAGCUAUCCUUUGCCUGUUGAUAGAAUGAGUGAAGUGAAAGAAGGACCAUUUAAGGGGCAUUUAUGGGCCGAACCCUCUGUUGAUAAGUUGCAACUUCUGAUGAGGCAUGCAAUGAGCAAUCCUGAGGAAGCUAAGGCUAGGGGAAGGCAGGCAAGGAACGACAUGAGCAGAAGGUUUUCUCCCGAGAUUGUUGCUCGGAUUGUUCUUGACCAUUUACAAGAAAUUAUCAAUAAUAUUGAUUGA
Fraxinus pennsylvanica is the source of this 1287-nucleotide messenger RNA. The record is from the annotation of a GenBank genome assembly. Lineage: Eukaryota; Viridiplantae; Streptophyta; Magnoliopsida; Lamiales; Oleaceae.